Messenger RNA from Podarcis lilfordi (Lilford's wall lizard), 7981 nucleotides. The record is from the annotation of a GenBank genome assembly. NCBI's taxonomy places the organism in Eukaryota, Metazoa, Chordata, Lepidosauria, Squamata, Lacertidae.
AUGGCGGCGGCGGCCUUGUACCUGGAGCACUACCUGGACAGUGAGUGAGUGCGGCGUUGGGCAGAGGGAACGGGAGGGAAACAGGCCCAGGCCAAAGCCGGGCGGGGGCCACGCCGGCAAUUGCGGCUGCGUCACACAGACCCGGCGAGGGAGGGGGCGGCGGGCGAGGUUUCUUGCUGCGUCAUUGCGACGCGUAAAGGAGGGAUCUCCGCACCGGCCUUCUAAGGGUGCAGCUGCGUUCCUUGGCCACCAGGGGCCGCUCCUGCUCUACUCCUACGAGCGCCUCCUGUCAGACGAGCAGCAAAAACACCCCUCCCCCAUGCUUUUAAGGCGCGUCGUGUUGCGCAUUCUCCAGGAUUGCCACCUAAAAAUAAAUAAAAAUGUCAGGGUUCCUAUUCUUUCCCCACCCGUGUGACCAGUAGAAAUUCAGCAAGUCAGGUGGCGAGGAAAGCUCCAUGAUUUGUAGACGGCUGUUGAAUUCAACAUAGGAAGCCAAGGCAGGGCAUAAUACUAAUACUAUUAAUAAUAAUCGCUUUAAUAUUCCCAUUUAUUCAGCCCCGUGCAUCAGUACUUCCUUAGCAAAGCUGCAGACCUCUCAACUUAAAAGGCACAUGGUUAUUUUAUUCUUAAAAUCUGUAUGCUGUUUUAUUGUUAAAACCUCUAAUCCGUUUAUGUAGAGCAUAAUAUACACAUUAAAGUUAUGAAUAAAAGAGAAUAAAAACAAGCUGACCGAAAGAAAACACAAGUUUUCAUAAAAUAUAUGUAUUUCAGCGCUUGUUAACUUUACAUACCUUGUGCCAAUGUGUUGUGCAGUAGGGAAGCAGAUGCUCACCAAAUGCAUAAUUGGAGUGGAAAGCUCCAAACACAAAGACACCCAAGAAGCCUAAAAAAUGAUUUUUUGUGGAAGGGGUAGCAGACACACUUCCUUAGCCAUAGCACCAGCUGGGCUUGGAAUGCUUCUGUCUCCUUCCUCUUUAGCAGGCAAGUGAAAUUUCCUGCUCCCCUAUGGGACAACUUGUAUUUGAAGAGUCUCCAUGUUUACUUGUUGAAAGGAUGUCAUUUGGCACGUGGGCAUUGAAGCCCCCUGCAAAAGAGGAUUAGACAGAUUCAUGGAGAAUAACGUUAUCAAUGCCUACCAGCCACCAUAGCUAUGCUUUGCCUCCAUGGUAAGAGAAGCAAUAACGCUUCUGAAUACUAGUAGCUGGAAACUACAGGAUGAGAGAGUACUUUUGUGCUCAAGUACUGCUUGAAAUUUUCCCACAGGCAUCUGGUUGGCCACUGUGACGACAGGAAGCUAAGCUAGAUAAGCUAUUGUCCUGACCCAGCAGACUCUUCUUACGUUCUUAUAGUGGGACCAUAGAAUAGAAUAAUCUACUUCUUCUGGACUCUUCGUGAAAACUGAACUUGUAGAUGUUUGCUUCCUUGAUGGGCAGAGCAAUCCUAGCCAUGGCUAGGUGGCAGCAGGACAUGACUGCUACAGCCCCACUGCUCACACUGACGAGGGUGGAAGGGCAGGCAGAAUGGAGCUGGCAUACUAAUUGGGCCAGAUGCCAUAAAAUUAUGGCAGUAGGACCUACUCAAGUUCUAGUGGAUCCCAGAGCAGCUUAGUUCUUCCCCACUCCUGGAUUGCCCUAUUUCGAGGCUUUCUGUUGAAUACUAGCGGAAAUGGGAAGCUCCACAGUCGAGAAGUGACACUGAUGCCACUCCACAGGCAAAGACAAGUGGAGCUGCUCUGGGGUGGGCAGAGGGAGACCUUUGCUCUGUCUUGGACGGAGCUGGGAGGCAAAGUCUGAACAACUUCUAGAGGGUCACAGGUUCCCCGUCCCUCCUGCACUUAACCAUGGUUGAACAUUAUAUCUGAACAGGGCCACAGUGACAUGUGAGAAGAUACUGAGGUUGGUGGUAGCAAUGAGCCCCAUGAGUCUCUGAUCAUUCAGAGAUUUCAAGCUUAGAAGAUUCCCCUUGGGAUCCAGCCAAAGGUUUCCUGGUCUCUGGUACCUGCCCCGUAGAUAGUGGGAGCACCCAGCUCAACAUGCCAUAUACAACAGGGAACAGAUAAAGAGGAAGGUGGUAGGGUAAGGUAUUUAUGGAAAAUAGGGUACCUGGCGAGGUUUAUGGGUGCUUUUUGUUAUGCGUAGUUGGUUUGUGAACAUAACUUUUAUAUUAAGAAAGUUAUGGUAGAGAGGGGACUGCAGCAUUUCUGUUUUUGUAUUUCAGGCAUUGAAAACCUCCCUUGUGAGUUGCAAAGGAACUUCCAACUUAUGCGUGAGCUGGAUCAGAGAACAGAAGGUGUGUUCAGGUAUUCUGGUUCACAGAUCUUCUUGUGUGCUCAGCUCAUAUUAGAUUUGCACACAUCUGAGAUUCACUUGUCAUAUAUAUUCACUGGGAAAGUGAGAAGUAGCCCAUAGCAGAGUUCCUUCAGCCUCCCAAGUUUUUGCUAUUUCAGUGCAACAUGAAGAUGGGGUGUGUGUGUGUGUCAUAGUGUGGCCAACAACUGAUUCCAUUGUUUCAUGUGCACCACUUCUAACAAAGCUUGUAGGAGCAGAAUUAUAUAAUGCUGUAUUUACAUUUGAGUUUGACAAAAGCGUGUGAAGGACUGUAGAUGUGUAUGAAUUGAUCUUGCAAGCACAGUCUUGCUACUUUUUAGUCCGUUGUGCCUUACUAAGGUUGGAGAACAUGCCUUCUCAUUUGAACUUUUAGAAGCACAACUCAAGAAUUCAGCUGGCACAUGUGCUUUGGUUUAGUUGCAAGUAUUUUAAAAUGAGGGAACAAAGGACCAAUUAAGUGGUCAGAUGAGAAAGAGGACAGGACUCCUUUACUUUUAAUAGCUGUGUAGCUGAGGGAAUGUCUGCAGGUGUAGCUUGCAUAACAAGCUAUGCCUCCUAAAAAUCCUUUUUUACACAGCCACUGAAUGUUCAGAAGCCCUGUACCUUUCCUCCCCUGGCUACCCCCAGAGAGACAUUUCUUUCAUGGUUUCUAAAAAGGUUUCCAAUUGUGAAACAUAUAGUUUGAUCCUAAAUCAGUUUACUUACAAAUAAUCCCACUGAGUUCAAUGGGAUUUUCCCGCAAGUAAAUGAGCUUUGGGUUGCAGCCUCACAGCUCAGUCUUACUCAAAAUUAAGCCCCAUAGAGCUCAACGAGGCUUACUUCUCAGGUAAGUGAGUAUAGGGCUGCAACCUCAGUCUCACGCACAUACUGUCUCCCAUUGCUCUUCAGACAAGAAAGCAGAAAUCGACAGUCUUGCUGCUCAGUACAUUUCAACAGUGAGGAAUUUGUCAUCAGAGCAACGGGUGGAAAUCCUGCAGAAGAUUCAGAAUGCUUACGCAAGAUGCAAAGAGUACAGUGAUGACAAAGUGCAGCUGGCCAUGCAGACCUAUGAGAUGGUAAGGUUAGAUUAGGUAGACAGAGGACUUCUGUUUCAAAAUGAAAAAUCCACCCUCUGUAUUUCUUACUUCUCCCAUAGCUACCUUUGAAGCUUGUAUUACAGGUACUAGUCUUUCUGCGUAAUUAGUAGCUGUCGACUGACACAGACAUGAGGAUCCAUGAUCCCGGGUUCAGUCAGAGAUAAAGAAGAUAAUAGGCAGGCUUGCGUCAUACAUUCUCUACUUCAAAAAGAAUCCUGAUGGGGACUGGAAUUGUGUACAAGGUUGUGACCUCCCCCUGUUUAAUCUUUUACAGUCUGGGAGCAAUGGGGCAAAGACCUGAGGCUAAAGUUAUGGUGCUGGCAAGCAAGUGGAUUUGUCAGCAGUGCAUUUAUCAAAAUUCUUUCUGUGGCUACAUGUUCUUAUUCACUGGACUAUUACAUUGGAGAGAAAGUUGUGUUGUGAGGCAGUGCAGGAAUCUUCACUGCUUUGAGAAUCCAGGCUAUGGGGUUUAUAGUGAGGGUCGAUACAAUUAGACUUGCUAGGAUUCAUGGCUCUCUGUUGUGGGAAGGGUUUGGGGUGGUCAAGGAUCUGCCACAUUUCCUUAAUCUGUACAUAUGUGAAUGAUUAUGGGUAUUUCCAGACAACUUGUCCAUUGAGCAUUUACCCCGAUUUGUCAGCACAAGUUUAUGGGGAGCUUAGAUGUUGGCUACUUAAUGAACAUUUGUUCUGAUUUGUUUGUGAGGUUAGAUGACAUUGAGUCAAAGCAAGUGUUAUCCCAGUGCAUUUUCAUGUCACUUUCCUUAAUCACCAAAAAUCUGAGCUUUGGGGGAAGCAGGUUUCUUUCACAAGACCUCCCAAUCAACUAUAUUUUGCAACCUGAGUUUGCUGGUCUGUGAUUGAAUCCCACCUGAAAAUAGGAACUGUCUGGAAGAGUCUCAGGACUACAGAGGGAUUGUGUGAUUUGUAUUGACCACCUUCCUAUGGUAGCUGGUUUUUCUGCUCCCUUCCUCCCUCUGCUCCCUAAAUAGUCUGUGAGUGGCUGUGGUUAACGCACACACCAACCACAGGUCAGAUGAGAGAGGUGUGUUGAGGUGCAUUGCAUACCAGAAAAGGAAGAUAGCAAGUUGAAUCCGAUGAUUUCUAGAGAUAUUAUUGGAUUUAGUUUUCUUUAGCUGUGUGGUCUCUCUUUCUGAUGUAGGUAGAUAAGCACAUUCGACGGCUGGAUGCUGACCUGGCACGAUUUGAAGCUGACCUGAAGGAUAAGUUGGAAGGCAGUGACUUUGAAAACCCUGCAACGCAAAACCUAAAAAGUGUGUACAUUAUGAAUAGUGUCAUCUCACUGUGAGGAAAUCCUUCUAUAUACUUUUUUAAUUUUAUUUUUAUCAUUAUUAUUAUUAUUAUUAUCAUCAUCAUCUAUUAGACUUACAAAACAUUUAAAAACAUAAACACUAAUAUAUUAUACAAUAAAAAACAGAACAAAACAACCCCCAUAACAGCUACAGGAAGCUUUUGGCAGCACUCUAGUACCAAAGCAAACAUCUUAUGUGAGUCUAUUGAAAGCCUGGGGGGUGGGGAAUAUAAGUCAUUACCUGGUGCCAGAAAGAUAUCAACAAAGGCACAAGGCAGACCUUUCUUUCCUAGUAAAAGCUGUUUCUCAUACAUCAUGAGAGUCUUGUAUAAAAAGCAUACAUGCCUGCUAUGAGGAACAAAGGGAGAAAUAAGUGAGGAGAGACAGAAUUGAGCCAUAGUUUUUCUUCAAUAUGGUUCCCAUAAUUUUGGCAUAAAGCAGGCAAAAUUAUGUUGAUUAAGUUAAUAUUAGGAAGCGUACUCCUACCUCAAACCACAAAUCCACCUGGUCCAAUUUUGCUUUAUAACCUGUGUAAAUUCUUCCACAAGGUAUUGUGCAUUGACAGUGGCUUCAAUGUUCCAAAGGUCUUACUCAUACAGAAAAUAAAGCAAUACCAAGUUUCUCCAAACUCAGUUUCUAAUCCUUUCGCUUCUCUUAGUAAGUUUUUUUGAUAAAGCAGUUUGCCUGUGGAUUGCAUUUUGUUCCUCUGAAAUUAUAUAUUUGUUAUAAGAUCAUAUAUAGAACAAAAAUUCUAUUAAAAUAAGAGUCUGGUGCACAGUGUUAACAGGGUAAAACUGUAGUAGUAUUUUUUUUAAUGAUUAUACAUAUAAACAGCUUAGGGUGAUUUGCAGGUAUGUAUAUAUGAGCUAUUUUCAUUUGAAUUAUUGUCAGAAGCAAAUUUAUCAAACAUUAGUUUACUAGGUACAAUCUUCAAUGUAUUUUACAAGGAAGUAAACCUCAUUUGACUUGGUGGGUCUUACUUCUAAGUAAACCUGUUUAGGAUUUUACUGUUAGACACUUCUUGAGUGUACGAGUAGAGUACAUUGUUAUUUAUCUUAAUGCUCUAGCUGACAGCCAAGUGAUUUGAACAAUCGUACAAAAAGAUACAUAAGAUUGUUGUCCAACAGGUAGUAUCUUAGUAAUUUUGGUUAGUUACAAAUUUUACAAAUGUCAAGUUCAGAUAAUAGGGGAAGUUGUGCUGGAUAAAAUUGUAGAAUUCUUUCAAUGUAUAGCUACAUCAGAGGUUGCGUUGGCAAAUGGCUUCUGAACAAGGAUAACUUUCCAAUUUAUAUAAAGUCUGGAAGAAUAGAUGAGAGAAAAAAGAAAAAUUAAUCAUUUUUUAAUCAUUAUGGUGCUUCAAAAAAAUUGCAAUGGUACCUUGAGUUACAAACACCUUGGGUUACAGACUCCGCUAACACGGAAGUAGUACCUCAGGUUAAGACCUUUACCUCAGGAUGAGAACAGAAAUCACGUGGCGGCAGUGUGAGGCCCCAUUAGCUAAAGUGGUACCUCAGGUUAAGAAUGGUUUCAGGUUAAGAACGGAUCUCCGGAAUGAAUUAAGUUCGUAACCAGAGGUACCACUGUAUAGUAUAAAACCUCUGGUUUUUCUUCUUAUGGUGUAGUUAACCAGAAAUAACUGUCUUUCAGAGGGGCGAACUCCAAAGGAUAAGAAAAGCUCACGGGGUCGAGGCCGGCGAACAUCUGAAGAAGAUGUCCCAGUUAAAAAGAAACCAAAACGAAGGUAAGUGACUGCAGUCUGCAGUUAGCUUGUUCAGAGCAGCUUCCAUUUGGAAAAAAAAAUUUGCCAAUGUGCCAUAGUAACCAGAUUUUUUGGCAUCCUUAGUUUCACAUGCUUUAUACUUUCUCCACUAUUUCUGUCUUGGUACUCUUCAAACUAACCGACCUCCCAAAUAGUUCUAGUUAGUUUCAAACUGGAGAUUUAUUUUUUUUACCAAAAAUCACUGGCAUUUACUCAAUAUUUGUUCACGUUGCUCCCAUUGCAGGUCUGAAUUAGCUGAUACCAUCCUGUCGGUUCAUCCUUCAGAUGUCCUAGAUAUGCCGGUGGAUCCCAACGAACCAACGUAUUGUUUGUGUCACCAAGUAUCCUAUGGAGAAAUGAUUGGCUGCGACAAUCCUGAUGUAAGUACUGAGAUAACCCUGUGUGGCCGUACACACGCCUCCCUCUUCAAAUUCUGCGUGAAGGUACUUCCUUUAGAAGACUCGGAACUAUGCAAGGGAAAGAACCCCAUCCAAGUGACCAAUAGAAGCUGCUUCCAGACUUCCCCUGGUUUCUGAGCACAAAUUUGAAAGCACUUUUCUACAGCAAAAAAUCGUAGCUUACAUAUAUUAAAUGAAAAGGCAGAUCUGGAUCUUAGGACUCACUGGAUUUGAUACUUCACUCCAUAUUUGAAGUUGUUUCUGCACCUUUUGUACAUAUACAGCCCUGAGGUCAUGUCUACACCCCAAGCUAACUUGCUUCUAUUUUCCCACCCUGGAAUCUUCGGAUGAAGGGCAUUAUACAAAUUUUAAUAGUAAUAAUGAUAAUCGUUUACAUCAUGCUUUACAGGCCAUUUGCAGUGAGUAGUCCAUCCUGUGUCUGCAAAAUUUGGGCACUUCGCAAGCAACAAAGGGCUCAUGAAGUUUCCUGUGUAAUGUGCAGUAUAUGCCCCUUCGAUUGUGACAUGCCAGACACCAACUAGGCUCCCGUUUCUGUUAAAUCUGAUAAGAUAAAUUAAUGUUAUCAAGCUCUCUAAGAAAAAACAUCUUUUUAUUCUUCCCCAAAAUAUAGUGCCCAAUCGAAUGGUUCCAUUUUGCUUGUGUGGACCUCACCACGAAACCCAAAGGGAAAUGGUAGGUGUCAUGAAUUUCUACACUUGUGUUUUCUUCACUUAAUUUUCUUCAUUGAUGCUUUCUUUACUUUACCAUAACAAAAGCACAAAGGUCCUUGGCUCACAAUCUAAAAGAGACAGCAAGGUGAUAUAAAGGGGUGGGGCUGCCCUUUGCCAACCUGGUGCCUUCCAAAUAUUUUGGACCACAGCUCCCAAAAGCCACAGCGGCAUGGCUAUGCUGGCUGCAGCUGAUCGGAGGUGCUGUUCAAAACAUGGUAAAGACUAGAACCAGGAAGUCAAAUGUAUAAUUCUUGAGUUUUCUUUUCCCGCAAAUGUGAAAUGCUCCCAAAGUCAUGCAUUGAACUGAACACAGUCAUUCUUUUUCUUUUUUUAACCCUUAGGUUUUGUCCUCGCUGUGCUCAGGAGAAGAAAAAGAAGUAG